Molecule: messenger RNA, 825 nt
Organism: Owenia fusiformis
Lineage: Eukaryota; Metazoa; Annelida; Polychaeta; Sabellida; Oweniidae
Source: the annotation of a GenBank genome assembly
CGUGAGUUUUGAAUCACCACGAUUAUAUUCUAGGGAAAAACACGGUUUGCUCAAAUUUCUCUGAUUUCUCUCUGUAGCCAAAGUAACAGUUGUUUACAACACGUGUGACUCCACAAAUGUGAAGAAAGCUGAGAAUUAAAAACCAUCGAAUAUGUCUUCGGAGAAGAUAGUCACAUCCCCUGCAGCAGAUUCUACAGUUGCGCCACCUGGUGUUGAAGCUAUUGGACCAGAGGAGUACACUGUUAGGAAAAGACUCCCUAAGCAAAUGCCAAGGAGGACAAAUGAUAUCUAUGUUACAAAAAAGACCAAUUUCAAUUGUCAGUUGAAGCGUUGUAAAAACCUAUUAGAUACUGGGAAGCAUUGUGAAAUAUAUAUUCAUGGAUUAGGCAAUGCUGUGAAUAGAGCUGUCAAUCUGGCUCUAAAGCUUAAAGCUGAAAGUGCAGGAACUUUGGACACUGCAGUGAACACAUCAACUGUUGAACUAAUAGAUGACCUUGAACCUAACACUGAUGAUGUAGAACCAGGAACACAAACGAGGAACAGUUCAGCUGUUCAUAUAAAAGUAUUUUCUGUAACUAAGUAAAGCAACAUCUGCUGUAAUUAUAGCGCUAUUAUUAGGAUGUGGCAGAACGAGGCAACUGGUGUGUUAUUAGUUUUGUAUUGCACCUUGGUGCACAGUGUAAUUCCGGGGCCUCUGGUUAACUUAGCGCCUGCUAUAUUUUGGUGAAUUUGGCAAUUUGAAACAUUCUCUAAUUUUAAGCUUUGCCAAAAAGAAAAAUCCUGGUUAAUUGGAUCUCAGGAAAGUGUCUUUUAUGAAUUGACUGA